Rotaria sp. Silwood1 is the source of this 876-nucleotide messenger RNA. The record is from the annotation of a GenBank genome assembly. Lineage: Eukaryota; Metazoa; Rotifera; Eurotatoria; Philodinida; Philodinidae.
AUGGCUUCAAAUUCUUCAUCUAUUCGACAACAAAAUCCUAUUUCAUCUGAACACAUUCAAUUUUCAAUAUGGAAUACAUUUAAACAUCAUAUACCACGUUUUCUUAUUACUAUUCUUGUUGAUGUUAUUCUUCCACUUGUUCUUUAUUUUUCUCUUCAAAAACGUAUUAAAUCAAUUUAUGCUCUUUUAAUUGCUGGUAUACCACCACUUAUUAUGGUUAUUAUAAAAGGAAUUCUAUCACGAACAUUUGAUGCACUUGGUUUUCUUGUUUUUAUUGCUUUUCUUAUUUCGGCUAUUGUUGCAUUGAUAACACAUAAUCCAAUUGUACUACUAUUAGAAAAAUCUAUUAUAACUGGAAUUUUAUCGAUUAUAUUUGCUUUAACAUUAAUACCAUUACAAUGUUGUCAAUAUUAUUUUCAUAUACGUCCACUUGCUUAUUAUUUUUAUCAAGAUUUAGUACCAAUAAAACGACAUGAAGUUGGAUUACCUGAUCAUAUAUUUGAAUAUGAGGGACAUGAUGAUGAACAUUCAAUAGUAAAAUUAUCUUAUAAACAAGAAGUUGCUCAAGUAUAUGAAUGGUUUUAUACACAUUGUUCAUCAUUUCGUUCUACAUGCUAUAUAAUAACAAGUAUUUGGUCAAUAGGAUUUCUAUUAGAAUUUCUUGGUCGGUUUACUUUAAUUCUUGUUCGUUUAUCCAUUAAUAAUAUUGUUAUUUAUGGACAUGUUAUAUUGAGUUCAAUAACAAUUAUAAUGAUUCUAUUAACAAUUAUUUGUAUAGCAAAAGAAAGACAGCAAACAUUAAGAUUUAUUGAACAAUGGAAAAAUGAUCAUUUGAACAUUGAACAACAACAGCAACAACAACAACAACAAGAAUAA